AUGCCGUUUUCCGAAAGGCCCGCUUCCAGUGGCAGGGUAGAACUGCCAAAGCCAAAUGACCCGAAUUUGAAAUGCCAAUCCUUCAGGCCAGCUUUGCAGGAUGCAAAGUUCAGAAAGAUAUUUAAACACUUCCAGGAAAAAUCUCCAGUUAUGAAAGCUUCAAAGAUGGAGAAUGCCAUGCAAGUGUUGGGAUUGAACCCAACGCCCGCGCAGGUCUGCGAGCUUUUACAUCGUGUGGGCCAGCCUGUCGUCCUCAACUUUGAAACCUUCAGCCAAGCAAUGAAGGAGGCACUUGCAUGCUGGGCGCAACCGGCUGAGGCCCAGGCGGCGGAACUUCAAAAGUGUUUUGAGGAUUUCGAUCCGCAAAAGACUGGCUUUUUGCAGCGGGCGACGAUUGCCACAAUCAUGGGCGGAACGUUCUCAGAAGAGCAAUUGGAGGAGCUGUUGAGCGGAACCAGACUGACAAGUAAGGGCUACAAGUAUUCCGACCUGGUCGAAAAGCUUUUGAACGAUGACGAGAAGGUAACCUGUUCCACCAGCGAGAGCAGUGAUGGUUCUUGUGAGGAAAGGGGAGUUGAAGCAAGUGAGGGCAUCAAGCAGAGUUUGGAGGAGGCUUUGCGUGAAGAGUUUGCGACGAAAUUGGCAGAGCUACAGGAAGCCCUUGAGGCGUCUAACAGACAACUUGAAGAAGCGAAGAAAGAGCACUUGCAGAAGGUUCGUUCACUACAAGAGAAGCUUGAAGCAUCGAAGAGAGAAACACAGGAAUUGACUCAUAGAGAGGACAAGCAGAAGGUGCUGAUGGAGGAGCGCGAAGAAAGGGGCCAGAAUCAAGAAAUUGAUCGGCCAAGAUCUUUACUCGACUCGGGCGUUGCGGCAACGCAGAGAUUCGAGGAGGCCUUGCAGAUAUUCGAGGAGAGUACAGCGCAGCAUGGUGCAGACCACCCAGAGAUUGCAAGUGCUUACCAGUCUUUGGACAAUCAGAAGCUGGAUGAGGCCACCCAGAUCUUGUCAUUCCACUUGGGGGCGGUUUUACCACUUCGCUUCACAGUGAAAGAGCGGCCUUCCGUGCUGCGCAACAUGGAAGAGACAACAUUCCUCGGCCGCUUCAAAGCUGGAGCAAAGAAGUGUUUCGUGUCCUACCCAGGCAAAUUCAAAGGUGGUUGGCAGAUACUCGUCAGGGAUGACGGUGAGUACAGUGACCAGAGCGCGGCCUGUGUGUAUUGUUGCAAACGAAAAGAUGGUUUGGGUGUGCACGUUCCCGACCCACUGAACCCCGCUGCGCCCUGUUACUGUUGGCGGAUCUGCGGAAAGGGAAACCCUACGAACAGAAAUUUUCACACGUUUGGGUACCUCUUCGAAGUGGGACCGCCAUACGAUGAUGAGAAGCACAUGAAGAAUGCUGAAGAAACGGCGAAGGCCAUGAAUGCCAUUCUUGUCCGCAAAGAUGCCAGUCCAGAGGAAUACCGUAAGGCGGUUGAAGAUGCCAAAAGAGCAUGGUCAGAGCAUGGUGAACGUCCAGCUUGGGGUUGUUUUUGGUAUGACGUUUGGUACAAGAACACGGAGAAAGGAGUGAAAGCAGGACAAACACCCGUAGUGGUCUACUAUCCCGGGAUGCUUGGCAUGGGCAAGGUCACAAUGGAAGACUUGUCGAACCCUGACGUGUCUCUGUGGGACUCAGACUCCUCAAACCGAGGUCUUGGAGGAUCCCAGAAGAUGGAAGUCGCGACCAUGGAUGCCAUGAAUUGGCCCUAUGAAGAGAUGGAUUUUAUGGAAUUCAUUCAUCGAUCCUUGCAAAUUGGCGAGAAGGUCCUGGCUUGGAACGAGGGCAAGCGUCAGUGGACCAGGGGAGUAAUCGCGAGCAAAAGAGAGCUCGAGCCACAGGACAAGGAAGAUGUCAGUUUCAAGUGGGCAGUGCAAUGUCAGGAAUCUGAGGACUGUUUUGAAACCAGCCGAAUCCGGCCUGACAAUGGUGAAAUGGACGAGCUCGAGGAGAAGUUGAUACGGCAGGAUUUCAUCGGGGCUUUGAACGUUUGCCUCCAAGAAGGUCAGACAGUCAUCAGCACCUGCCCCAGGAAGGAGUGGCUCCAGGAUGGCACCCCUGCCAUGACCUUUGACAUCCGAAGCCAAGAUGUCGGAUCCCUCCAAAAACUAUGCAGCGAUGUUCUGUCUGGCAAUUUUGAGGUCUCGAUCAACAAAGAAACCUUCAAGAAUCAGACGGAAACGGCUGGCUUAAAUGAUGAGAUUGACUAUUGGCAGCUACAGGUCAACAAGACGGAGUUUGUGAAAGCUUACAAAAGCAUGCUCAUGAGCUCUACGAGACUCACCCCGCAUCAACAAGAUCGACUCUCCAAGCUUGAUGAGUCUAACAGAAUCCAUUUGAAAGCGGCCGCAGGUUCCGGUAAAACCUUUGUGGCAGCGCAGAAGGUUGUCAACACUUUGCUUGGGCAUCCUGAAGGACAAGUUUUGUUUGUAGCCCCCUGCAAGACGCUUUGCCUCCAUUUUGUGCGAUUGCUAUUGAUGAUGGAUACUGGAGGCCGUGCAGAAGAGCUUGUGUGUGCUCGCCUGAAGGUCAUGUACAACAAUCCCUUCAAAUGCUUCAUGACGGUGAGAAUCGUUGACAACAAACGAAGAAUCACAUUUCAAGAGGAGAAAAACACAGCCGAAAGGGAGCUCAUCCUUGCAGUGGUGGAUGAGGCUCAUGAUAUUUUUUGCCCACGUGUUGUUCAGAAGCACCUGAAAGAGACAUUGCAGAGAUCCAAGCAAUCUAUCCUACUUUCCGAUUUAUCUCAGUCUUCGGCAUUGGAGCAGAAUUUCCACGAGCUUGGUCACUAUGAUGAAGUCUACCUCACGGAGACUGUGCGCAGCACCGAGCGAGUUGCGUUGGGCGCAAAGUCCUUCCAAUUGAGUUUUGAACAUGAGCAGAGUGAGAAAACUGAGGUGACGUCUAUUGGUUCCAAAGGACCACCGUUGAAAACUUUUAUUUUUGAACGACCAAAGAAAGAGGCAGCACCACUGUUCAAUGACUAUUGCCACUACACCAUUGCGGCUCUCAAGCACGUGGUUUCAUCAUACCCAGACCUGAGCCUUCACCACAACGUGGCAAUUAUUGUGCCACACUCCGAUUUUCUCGGCAAACUUAAACCACUUUUGAAAAAGAAGCUCCAGGAAGAGAUUACGUGUCGAAAGCUCUCAAAAAGACUCGGCCUCAUCAGCUUCGAGGAUUCGCUCUCCUACCUGGUCUCGUCAAGUGUGGCAGAACAGGACUCCAAAGAGGAGCAUAUGAUUUUGGAUUCCAUUGACAAUGCUAAGGGAUUAGAGCAGCUCAUCGUCAUAGUAGUUGGAAUGGAUGCAGAGAUCAAAUCAAAAGGUGCUCGGGACAGGGAAACUGUAAAGUUUGUAGGUCGGAGCCGAGUUGAGAACUCCCAUCACGAAUCCUCCCUGAUGCCUUCUUCACCAGUGGACUCAUCUCCCGCAAUGCAGUUGUAUGAUAUAUUUGUGUAA
Molecule: messenger RNA, 3501 nt
Organism: Durusdinium trenchii
Lineage: Eukaryota; Dinophyceae; Suessiales; Symbiodiniaceae
Source: the annotation of a GenBank genome assembly